Polyodon spathula (Mississippi paddlefish) is the source of this 1484-nucleotide messenger RNA. It is a transcript of the gene ube2s, whose product is annotated as ubiquitin-conjugating enzyme E2S. The coding region runs from base 231 to 833 and encodes 200 amino acids. The transcript is spliced from 4 exons. Lineage: Eukaryota; Metazoa; Chordata; Actinopteri; Acipenseriformes; Polyodontidae. The record is from RefSeq and is a predicted model, not a curated record.
UUUUUAUAUUCGUUUUUGUGGCCAGUCGGAGCGAGAGGCUAGGCGAGGGCCGGGGUGCCGAGAGAAAAUUAAAUACUAAAGAUAAAAAUAAUAAACUAUAAAAAACAACAAGAGACUCGCCAGUUGCAUCGAAGAGCGACAGAGAGAGGCUGUCUGAGUGAAACAGACUGAGAGUAAUUGAGUUAGCGAGGGUAGCAGCAGCGUUGGAUCAAGUGUACACAUCCUCGGCCAUGAACUCAAACAUGGAGAACCUGCCCCCCCAUGUCAUCCGGCUGGUGUACAAGGAGGUGUCCUCCCUUGCUGCCGACCCCCCCGAGGGGGUGAAGAUCUACCCCAACGAGGAGGACCUGAGCGACCUGCAUGCCUCCAUCGAGGGACCAGAGGGAACCCCAUUUGCGGGGGGCGUGUUCCGGAUGCGCCUGGUCCUAGGGAAGGAUUUCCCCGCUGCGCCACCAAAGGGCUACUUCCUGACCAAGAUCUUCCAUCCGAACGUGGGUCCGAGCGGAGAGAUCUGUGUGAAUGUGCUGAAGAGGGACUGGAAACCGGAGCUGGGCAUCAGACACGUUUUACUGACUAUCCGGUGUCUGCUAAUCCAUCCGAACCCAGAGUCGGCUCUGAACCCAGAGGCCGGGCGUUUGCUGUUGGAGGGGUAUUCCGCCUUCGCAUCGCGGGCCCGUCUGCUCACUGAGAUCCAUGCACUUGGGGGGGCUGAGGGGGGUGGCCCCCCGCAGCCCAAGAAGCACGCCGGCGAGAGGGGAGGCCGGGGAGGGAGCGGGGGGGGCAGCGGUAAGAAGAAAGGUGGGGAGAAGAAACGAGCGCUUCGCAGACUGUGAGAGGGGGGACAGGACGAGGGAUCCCAAACCAGCACCCUGCACCCCCCACACCGGACUACUGCACCCCAUUACUGAUUCAGCUCAACAAUGAUGCAGGACUGGUUAGUAUCACAGCUCCCAAAGGACUACAGCUCCCAUCAGCCCUCACUUUUACUGCCAGUGCAGAGGCAUGCUGGGAGCUGGAGUUUUUAUUCAGAUUCUGUCUCUAGCAGUGUUUUACAGUGUAAACCGAUUCAGCAGCCAACAUGUUCUUUCACUGUUUGAACAGUUUUUACUCUGACUCUCCUGACCAGCAGUGUUACCAAUGUAAAUGGCAACCUCUCCUAUCCACCUGUCUAAAGAACUACAUAUUCCAUCAGCCCUCACUGUUCCUGCUGGUGCAGAGGCAUGCUGGGAGUUGUAGUUUUAGUGCUGUUAAACUGGUCAAGGCUACUUUUAAAAUCUGUUACCUCAUUAGCAAAAAGCAACACCAUCAAUGCUGCCUUAGAGGCAUGAGGAUGGGUUUUAAAGAUGGUCAGCACUCUUUAAAGGACAGUGAUCCUUUCACUAAAGCUGAUUCUAACCUGUCGCAGGGUGCAGCAUUGUAACGAACGCCCGCUUGUUUCUCUCCUCUCACUGUAAAUGUUUGUAAAUAAACAGAAGACUAAUCUA